AUGAAAAAAUUCAAAGAGAUUAAAAAAAGCGGAGAUGGCACUUUUGGUGUAGUGAUGAAGGCGGAAAACACAGAGAAUUUUGAAUUAGUAGCCAUCAAAAAAAUGAAAUAAAAAUAUCACAAUUUUGAAGAAUGUACAAAUCUGAGAGAGGUCAAAGCCUUAAUGAAACUUCAAAAUCAUCCUAACAUUGUAAAACUGAAAGAAAGUAACCUCUAAUUAGAUCUAUCAUAGUUUUUCUUGAUGCUGAUACUCUUUGUUUAGUGUUUGAGUUUGUAGAAAUGAGCAUAUAUUAAAUAUACUCUUAACAUAGAGAAUAAGUAGAAUAUAAUCUAAACUUAAUAUUAGGGUAAAACAAUGUCAGAUGAUCAAAUCAAAUCAAUCAUCUAUUAGGUUGCAAAUGGUUUAAGCUAUAUGCAUAAGCACGGUUACUUUCAUAGAGAUCUUAAACCAGAGAAUAUGCUCAUGACAGAAAAUGGAAUUGUGAAGAUUAUCGAUUUUGGUUUAGCAAGAGAAAUAAGGUCACGACCACCAUAUACUGAUUAUGUCGCCACAAGAUGGUAUCGGGUAAGUAGACCCCUUAUGUAUUUAGGCUCCAGAAAUAUUAUUGAAACAAAUCAAUUACAACAGUCCAGUUGACAUUUUUGCCUUGGGCUGUAUUAUGGCUGAGUUAUUUCUUAAUAGACCCCUAUUUUAGGGUAAUACUGAGUUGGAGUAAUUCAAUAAGAUACUGUCCACUUUAGGGUAUUAUUCUAGAAAUCUAUUUUAAGUACGUUUACUUAAACAGAUUGGCCAGAGGGCUGUCGCUUAGUAUCUUAAUUAGGAAUGGGAUUAGCACAAUAUUAACCUCUUCAGUUAUAGCAGUUAAUCCCAAAUGCAAGCAUAGAAGCUCUGAAUUUACUGUCUCAAAUGAUCAAAUGGGAUCCGAAUAAGAGAAUUACUGCUUAAUAAAUUCUGACACACCCCUACUUUUACAAUAUACAGAAGAUUGCUCCAACAUUAGUAUUUGAGGAUUAGGAUAAGGCUUGGAGUAAGGAUGUUAAAGAUACAAACAUGGAUAAAAAACAGAAGGUCACAACUCAAAGUGUAAAGGGUGAUUUAUCACUUCAAUUUGGGAAUUAAUAAAAAAUUCAAAAAACUGAUAGCAAUGAUUUGGAUGAUAUAUUAGAUUUUAUUACAACAGAGAACAAGCCCGUGAUCCCGAAAUAAACAACAUAAAGUGCAAAGACUUUGGAGUUUAAGGGACUUCAAUCAUCAUCUCAGGCUAAUUUAAAAUUGACUAAGAAUUAUUUAACAUCAAUCAAUUCCGAUGUCAAUUAAAAGAAGGACAACACUUCUAUCUAUGAUUUUAGCCAUUUGUAAUCGUAUAAGCCAAAGAUGCCUAAUGCCAAGCAUUGA
Paramecium octaurelia is the source of this 1395-nucleotide messenger RNA. NCBI's taxonomy places the organism in Eukaryota, Ciliophora, Oligohymenophorea, Peniculida, Parameciidae. The record is from the annotation of a GenBank genome assembly.